GACAGAACGUUCCGACUGACGUUAUGCGUCACCAGCGAUCAGCUGAUAUUGUUCAAUAUUUGUUUGCCGUGAAAAAUUUGGCAACUCCCCUCGAUGCCACGUGCGUGAAAUCUAUCCAUCUUUCGAAGACUUUUACGAUGGCGUAAGACGGUCAAUUGGACUUAUUUAGGAGACGCAAGAAUUUUUAGACUUAUAAACCUCCCUCCCUAUGCGUUAUUUACCUCGAGAUUGAAUCGAUUUACUCAGCGAUCAAGAUGACGUCGAUGUUUGACCAGUACGAGCAAGCUUCUCAGCGUUCCAAGCAAGUGCCGGCACCGCCAAUUCGUCCUGAUAUCAGCACAGCUGGAUUUAUUCAAAUGAAGCUGCAAGAUGACGGGCCCAUAUUCACUAAGCAGAAGGUCAACUUUUUGCCGUCAGAUAAAAUUCUUCACUUAGCUGUCAGCAGUAACGCAAUUGUGAUUGCUAUGGCUAACAACAUUUUGCUACGCAUCGACAUGAAGCAACCUGACAAAACUGAAGAAAUCGACAUAUCCAAGUAUGCGUUGAGCAUGAAAAUAUCCGGCUUGUUUUUGGACCCUUUGGGUCAUCACCUGCUGAUAACUUUGGUGCCGAGACACGGGGACAACCCGCCGCCGGAAUUAUUCUACUUGCAUAGGAAGACGGCGAAGCUCAAGCAAGCUGGCAAGUUCAAGGGUCACGAGAUCACCGCGGUGGGCUGGAACUUUUCUAAUGCUUCGGAAACGAGCUCGGGUCCCAUUCUACUAGGCACUUCCAAGGGCCUGAUUUUCGAAACGGAGAUCGGCUUGGAGAAUGACAAGCUUUUUAACACGAGUUUGGAGCAGUACUGGCGUCAGCUUCCGAAUUAUCUGCCUCUUUAUGGUUCAAAAGAGGCGGGAGGAUUGGUGUUUGACAUUGGAAAGAAUAGCAAGCCUCCGAUCACUGGAAUAGAAUUUCACAAAAUUCCUAAUUCGGAUAAAUAUGUGAUUAUCGUGACCACCCUUAUGCGCAUUUACCAGUACAUUGGUGCCGUUGGCAAUCCUGAAGAGAAGCCUCUUUUGCAACAAGUAUUCUAUAGAUAUCUAAACGCACAAGAGACCUUUAACGAAGUAAUAAAUUCUUUGCCAUAUUCGAAGAUGCAAUUUUACUAUCCAUUCCUAGGCGUCUUGCCAAAGUCAUUUGGAUGGCUGACGGAAGCUGGUAUCCUGUAUGCUCAGGUGGACGCGAAACCGGACGCGAAAUACGUACUGGUGAAUCAACGGAUGUUGACGUGCCCGGAAACAAGUCUCAUGGGUAGUAACGUUCCGCAAACCACUUCGGUGCCGUUGUCUUUUGUACUGACGGAAUUCCAUGCGUUGCUGUUGUAUCCGGAUCACGUGAAGGGCAUAUCGCUUCUAAAUCAGGAAUUGAUAUUCGAAGACGUUUACAAUGACGCAGUCGGCAAAUUAAUUGGCAUCACCAAGGAUCCGGCAACGAGGUCGAUUUGGGCUUAUAGCGAGCGAGCUGUUUUCAAGUACAAAGUAACGAAGGAAGAUAGGAACGUUUGGCAGGUAUACGUCGAUAAGGGUGAAUUUGAACUGGCUAAGCAGUAUUGCAGAGACAACCCGGCGCACAUCGAUCAAGUGCUCGUGAAACAGGCGGAAAUGCUCUUCAAGAAUAAAGAAUACGAGAAGAGCGCGCUAAUAUACGCUGAUACUCACUCGUCUUUCGAGGAGGUCUCCUUGAAGUUUCUGCAAGAGUGGCAAAUUGAAGCCCUGAAAACGUUUCUGCGCAAGAAACUCGAUGGUUUGAAGACGCAAGACAAGACGCAGAUAACAAUGAUUGUCAUUUGGGUGACGGAACUGUUUAUGAAUCAAAUGGGAGCUCUGCGCAGCAGCAACACGUCCUACCUUCACGAUUCACAGUACACGGAAUUGCAGAAGCAGUUUGACAGCUUUCUCACCAUUCCCAAAGUCGAGGAAUGUAUCAGGAGAAACCGUAGCACGAUAUACGACUUGAUGGCCAGUCACGGUGAUAAAGACAAUCUGAUAUGUCUGACAAUAAUGCACUGCAACUACGAGGAGGUGAUUCGUCAGCACUUGUACAAGAAUAACUACUUGGAGGCACUCGGGGUACUCAAGAGUCAAAACAAUAAGGACCUCUUCUAUCAAUUCGCCGGGAUAUUAUUACAAGAGCUGCCACGGCCCACGGUGGCCGUUUUGAUCUCGCAAGGAUCGUCACUGAAGCCGGCGAAGCUUCUGCCAGCUUUGGUCUCGUGCAACAGUGACGAAAAGCACGCAAAAGAAAUUAUUAAAUAUUUGGAGUUUUGCGUGUACAAGCAGGGCUCGCAGGAGCAAGCAAUUCACAACUUUCUUCUAUCCUUGUAUGCGCGUUACAAGCAGGGCGAAGUGAUGCGAUAUAUAAGCUCUCAAGGUCAGGAUAUCAGCAUGGUGCACUAUGACGUGCAUUACGCGUUGCGUUUGUGUCAGGAGGUAGGCUUGACGGAAGCCUGCGUGCAAUUGUCGGCUUUGCUCGGUCUCUGGACCACCGCCGUGGAUCUCGCGCUCACGAUCAGCGUAGAUCUCGCUAAGCAAAUCGCCGCUAUGCCAUCUGAUCAUGAUGACGAGUUGAGGAAGAAACUAUGGUUGAAGAUAGCGGAGCACGUGGUGCGAGAAAAAGACGACAUACAGCAAGCAAUGGAGUUUUUGCAACACUGUGAUUUAGUUAGGAUAGAAGAUAUUCUGCCCUUUUUCUCUGAUUUCGUCACGAUCGAUCAUUUCAAGGAAGCUAUUUGCAAUUCCCUGCAGGAAUAUAACCAGCAUAUUCAAGAUCUUAAGGAAGAGAUGCAGGAAGCCACGAAAGCAGCAGAACUAAUACGGAAGGACAUUCAAGCCUUCAGAACCAGAUGCACCUUCGUGCAUGCGCGGGACACGUGUAAUACAUGCGACGUACAACUGUUGCUGAGACCCUUCUACGUAUUUCCCUGCGGUCAUAAAUUUCACAGUGACUGUUUAGUAGCGGCGUUAACGCCGAUGCUGUCUAUGGACCAGAGGACGAAACUGGCGGAUCUUCAGCGACAACUCACGGCUAUCUCGAACCGGCCCGAAGACACCACUUCGACGAUCUCCGUGUCGUUGUCGACGAGGGACCAAAUCAAGGCCGAUAUCGACGAGCUGGUCGCCUCGGAAUGCCUCUACUGCGGAGAGCUUAUGAUAGAAUCGAUAGACAAGCCAUUUAUUGAGGAAGAGGAUUACGAACGCGUGAUGAAGGAAUGGACGUGAUGAGGUUUCCCCGCUGAAAAUGUGAUAGAAGCACGCUUAUUUUUUUUCUCUUUUAUUUUGAGAAGAGAUUAAUUACGCCCUGUAUUAUACGUAUAUACACAUAUACAUAUAUACACGAUAAUCAUAGCUUGGUCAUAAAUUAAUUAUUAUGAUCU
Molecule: messenger RNA, 3412 nt
Organism: Temnothorax curvispinosus
Lineage: Eukaryota; Metazoa; Arthropoda; Insecta; Hymenoptera; Formicidae
Gene: dor
Product: vacuolar protein sorting-associated protein 18 homolog
Exons: 19
Coding region: 255-3257 (1000 amino acids)
Biological process (GO): intracellular protein transport; endosome to lysosome transport; endosome organization
Cellular component (GO): HOPS complex; endosome
Molecular function (GO): protein-macromolecule adaptor activity
Source: RefSeq, a predicted model, not a curated record